AUGUCCACCGUCCCCGAGUCCAACGGCACCACCAUCGCAGACACCACCGCGAGCGCCAUCUCCUCCCCGCCCGCCAAGCGCAUCAAGACGACCACAGCCGACGACGACACAGACAUGGCCGUCGAGUCCGCCCCCGUGCCGCCCGCUGCUGCUGCCGCGGCGGUGCCGGCCCUGCAGGUCAAGAAGCUCUCCGACAAGGCGCGUCUGCCUACCCGCGGCAGUGCCUUUGCCGCUGGCUACGACGUGUACGCCGCGCGCGACACGGUCGUUCCCGCGCGGGGCAAGGUCCUCGUCGACACGGACAUUAGCAUCGCCGUUCCCGCCGGCACAUACGGCCGCAUCGCCCCCCGCUCCGGCCUCGCGUCCAAGCACUUCAUCGACACGGGCGCGGGCGUCAUCGACGCCGACUACCGCGGGCAGGUGAAAGUGCUGCUCUUCAACCACGCCGAGGCCGACUACGAGAUCAAGGAGGGCGACCGCAUCGCCCAGCUGGUGCUCGAGCGCAUCGUCACCCCCGACGUGGUCGAGGUGCAGGAGCUCGAGGAGAGCGUCCGCGGCGCGGGCGGCUUCGGCAGCACGGGCAAGCAAUAA
Molecule: messenger RNA, 591 nt
Organism: Purpureocillium lilacinum
Lineage: Eukaryota; Fungi; Ascomycota; Sordariomycetes; Hypocreales; Ophiocordycipitaceae
Source: RefSeq, a predicted model, not a curated record